AUGCACAUCGAGGGACCUCAUUAUAGCAACACGUCGUCCAGCUUUGCUUUUGUCGAGCUACAGGGAGUCAGACUGGGCCAUGUGCAUGCGCGAGGAGGCGUUGCUGUACCUUCCAUGCUGCAUGGAUCUGCAGACCGUCCAGACUCUGUUCCAUUUCCGAGGAGUGGAACUAUGGGAUGGCAUUACAGUAAAAACUACAGCAAUGUGCUUCCGAUUUUAGUGAAGAACUCAAUAAAAACGGGGCGAGGGAAAGGAAAAACGAGAGGAAAGUCUUUUGUUAGGACUGGCCCUGACUGGCUCGUCGGUCGCCACCUCAACGUGAGUGCGGGCGCAGCAGCUUGGGGGGAAGGAAUGAAAGGGGGUGACUAA
Molecule: messenger RNA, 369 nt
Organism: Chondrus crispus (carragheen)
Lineage: Eukaryota; Rhodophyta; Florideophyceae; Gigartinales; Gigartinaceae
Exons: 1
Coding region: 1-369 (122 amino acids)
Source: RefSeq, a predicted model, not a curated record